Acanthochromis polyacanthus (spiny chromis) is the source of this 1931-nucleotide messenger RNA. Its product is annotated as lymphocyte antigen 6G-like. NCBI's taxonomy places the organism in Eukaryota, Metazoa, Chordata, Actinopteri, Pomacentridae. The coding region runs from base 108 to 413 and encodes 101 amino acids. The transcript is spliced from 3 exons. The record is from RefSeq and is a predicted model, not a curated record.
AGGAAGAGGAGGGGGAUUUCUGAAGAACUGGAAGAAGACAGGGAGUGGACAUUUUGAAGCAGCUUCGCCUUCAGUUUUCACAGAAUCUGAUCUACUUUCACUCCACAAUGAAGCUUAUUUCAGGAGCUCUCAUCCUGUUUCUGAUGGUGUCCAUGGCAUAUGGACUGAAAUGCUACAAUUGUGUGACCAGAUAUCCCAGCUCCUGCACAACGAGCGUGACUUGUCCACCUGAAUUGGACCAAUGUUCCACCCUCACAGCUUCCGGUGUCACCACAAAGUCCUGUAUGGUCAGUAACUUAUGUGUAAGCCCAGUGACAUGCUGCAAGGAGGACUACUGCAACGGUGCGAUAACAACUGGUCCCAGUGUCCUGCUCCUGCUGCUGUCUUCAGCCAUCAUCACAUUCUUUGUCUGAGUUUCUGAAACAACAACAGAAUCAAAUGUGCAGAAAAUGUAUUGAAUGUAAACUCAAGAGUAACAAACAAUCUUUUAAUAUGUAAAAGAUGAUUACACAUUAAUAUCUUAUCAGUCAAACAACAAUCAUCCAUUAACCCUGGAAAUGGCUUUACAUUGCUAUCUUAUACAACAAAAACAGCUUUUCUAUGAGGACCAAUUACAAAAAUAAGGACAUAAAUAGUGUGCUGUAGGUUAGUUGAUGUGAAUGAUAAAAGCAACCAUUGGAUGUUUGGGGCAUCUGUUUUGAUGUAAUUUUACAUUUAUCACCAUGUGUGCUGAAGUGCCAAGUGGAAAAAAAUCAAUCAAACUUUGGGCCAAAUGAAUUUAUUAAAAAAUGGUGUGUGCUCUGUAUGUGAAAGAAAUCUGUUCCAAUCAUGCAUUUCUCAAUGCACUCAGACCUACCAAAAACAUUCUCAAAUUGUUUUUUUAAAAUGUGUUUUUAGGCUCUUUUUUUUCUAUUUCCACACGAUUAAAAAGGAUUCAGGCCAUGUGGCAUAUAUUGUACAUGGCACACUGAAAAUAAAAAUGUCUAUAGGUGAAUAAUCUAAAUAAAUCCACACUUAAUGCAAAAGACUAGCAGUGUAUAUUUGGUAAAAAUCUGACAAUAUUCAAAGUGUCUUCACAGCACAACCAACACUACCAUUUAAUAAUCCAUCUGAAAUCACUGUACAGGGUUGUUCAAAAAGAAUGAACCAAUUUCGUUACGCAAUAUUUUAGUAAGGAGAGGCAAUAGAAAACUGCAGUCAAGUCACAAGUAUUCUACUCACAAUUUUUAUUUGAUGCUGAAGGUCAUCGAAUGACAUCGAAUAACAACAGCGAUCGACUCAGUGGAUGGUGAUGUGCUGACAAGUGUGUGGGAGGAAUUCUCUCAUCGCAUUGAUGUUGCUGCAGGUGGUGACCCCAUUGAACACUUGUAAAACAGGAAAUAAAAGUUGAUUAGGAGUAGAACACUUGUGAUUUGGCUGGAAUUUUCUAUGGCUUUUCCUCAUUAAAAUAUUGCAUAAUGAAAUCAGUUCAUUCUUUUUGAAUAACCCUGUAUAUAUAUAUAUAUAUAUAUAUUGUGGUUUUCUUGAUGUCACUUAAAGUUUUCACACAAAAACAAACAUAUACUGGAUGGAUGAAGAAAAGAAAGUUACAAUAUUUUUUGCUUUCUUUGCUAGUCUACCUUCAUAAAGCCAGUGCAUACAGCAAGUAUCCAUUCACAGCAGCAAAUUAAAAAGAAAAAAAGUUAAAGUUUAACUCUAAUAACCUUUUAGUUCCGUAUUUCAAACUCUGCUUUGUCAUACUGAUAUCUGGAUGGAUUUCCACAAAAACCUGAACAAUAACAUAUUGGUUGGUUAAUUUAUUCAGAGUUUUGACAAAAUCUUUUAAAUGAUGUUUAUCGGUGCGUAUAUGACAUUUCACAGCAUUGUGAACAUCUCUUCAUCUAGUUUCUCUACCUUCCUGCCACAAAGAUUAAUAAAGUUAUUCCAAAUGA